AUGUCCCGCCCUACACCUCGACCGACUUAUGCUCCCGAUCCUAACGGAUGGAUAGACACCGCCCCUUCUUCAUCCCGUCGAAUGACCCAACGUCCGUUGAUAUCGUACAACCACGGUAUAGCUACACCUUUGAGCUCGGGCUACAGAUCGGCCAGACCUGGACCUGGGCCUACUGCAAGCGCAAACAUCAGAAAGCGACUGUACGAACAAACACCUCUGGGACAGGUCAAAGAUAGACAAGGAACUCUGAAUAGGUACUUGAAUACUCCUUCAACGAUGUCCGACAAGGAACGUAAACUACCGCUGAGCGAUAAAGAUACUCCUGUACAAUCUCACAAUUCGGUCAGAAGCGGGUUAAUCUUCGGUAGCAAGAAGAGAAACCAGACGGACCAGGUAGCAGGACGAGGUGUCCAAGGAAGUAAAUUGAAGGAUCGUGAUGAUUUUUGGCAAGACUAUGAUACAGAAGAAGACGAUUUGCAGAAGACGGCAAAGUCAAUGAUGGCUAGUCAGAAAAGGGGUAUCUCUCAGAGGAAGGUUGUAGAAAAGGAGGAUCAUGUGCGAUUGCCGCUCAUCAGUCAAAAGCGAUCUCUGAAGAAGGAUGAAGUUCCAACUGCCAAAAUCUCUAAGAAGACGAUUGAUCGACCUGGAACUCCUUCGUUGCGCAAAGAGAAGAAAUUUGAGAUCGUUGGAAAUGUGAUAGAACCCUCUUUACCGCCGCCGGCUCAAUCAACUCGAUCUCACGAUAAAUCAUCAAGAUCGCAAAAAUAUGGCAUGACAGGAACACCUGCCCAAUCUACUCGUUCUCACCACAACAACAGAUCACCUUCAUCCACGCCUCCUCGGAAGUCUCCUUCACUACCUGAACUUACACCAUCACUAUCACCCGAGCUGGAGACUGAACCUACUCAACCUCGUGCACCCUCAUCAUCACCUGGUCCAUUCGAUCCGUUGUCUCCUCCCGAGCGUACGCCUUUGAUCUCAAAGAUUUCUUCACCGCCACCACCUAUCACACCUAUACCCGACUGGGUCAUGAACAACCAUCGACAAGUGAACGGUAGGAACCCUUCACAGUUCGCUGCUAUCCCUUCGCCCUGGCGUAGGAGGGACGAGCACCCACAUCCGCCUGAUGACGAGCCACCCCAGGCCAGCGACGGGAAGGUGAAAAAGAGGAAACGGGAGAUUAGCAAAGUUGAAGAGGUCGAUAGAAGAGUUCUUUUAGCUGCUCAUGAGAAAAGGCAUAAGACGCCUUCACCGGGGAAUAAGGAGAAGAGAUUGGUCGAUCUAUCUUCUUCUGAUCCCCCGUCUUCUGAACCUAUGCUCGAAGACGAAGAGAAGAAAGCUCCUAGUGAGGCUCCCUCUCCCUUGAGAAAACCAUCAAAAGCAAGUGGGAGAGAAGGAAGAAAAGCGUUGACACCUAUCAAAGUCAACGCACUGCGAGGUACGAUCAGUUCUUCAAAUAUCGGUAGAAAGCCUUCGCAGCGAUCUCCCAUCACACCUCGCAGAAGACCGAGGAAAGGUCCCAUACCUGUUUCACCCCUACCGCGAACAUCCAUAAUGCAAAUGCAAAGAGAUCAAGAGACCGAAAGGGAGAGGUCGCUAUCACCAUCACCUAUCAAGACGACUUCCAAGGUAUUUCCAAGAUUAUCAGGCAGAUCACCUUCCCCUGCUAUUGGUUUUACGAAUCGAAUAGACGAGGUUGAAGAGAGAGAGCAAUUACAUGCAAAAUUGAAUAAAGCAGAAAAUGUUGGUAGAGGCUCUGAACCGCCCCAUACUCCUCGGAAGCCCUCUCCUAAGAGGUAUCAACUUCAGAUCACCCCACCUAAAGCUCGAUCCGUCCGACCCAAAUUGACAGAAACGCAGGAAACACUCUUCGUACUUCCUGAUCCACCGGCUCAACCUCGAUUUGCUACGCCUCGACGAGGAGGAAGAGCGGAUGAUGGUCCUAGGGAAUGGAAAGCCGCUGAGAUGGUGCCUGAAACACUGUUAGAUUGGGGAUUGGAACCUGAGUAUGUGGACACCAAGGAUGGGAUCGAAGCUGAAGAUAAUGCAUUGCCUGAAGAAGAAGCGGUACAGGUACAAGAUGAACGUGACAGGGUACAGAACCAAUCUCAAACUCCUGAACCACCCUUGUUCAGUCCGGGUUUGAAGGAUCAUUCGCCGGAGCAUGGGAAGGACAGAAGACCAAGCUUCGGGCAUAGAUGGUCAGGUAAAAGUAUUGAGCCUACUGCGCUUUCUCAGGACUUUCCUAGACUAUUGGCUUCUUCCCCUACUUCUUCGCGCGACCAGGAGGCUUCACCCGCUCAUUCCACUCCUUCGUUGGCAGCUGGGAGAGAUCAAGAUGGUACAGAUAAAGCGAUACGGGAAGACCCUCAAUCAGAUGCGAUGAAACCGAAACCUGCCUCUAGCUCAAAAUGGGAUCAUCUUCAUCGAGGAAUUCUAGCCGCCGGUACAUCACAGACACCGAAUGCUUCUCAAAAGCAGAAUAAGAAGAGAAAAUCCCGCUCAACUACCGACGAAAAGGCACAACAGAGUAAACUUGCUUCGUUUGGAUUUUUCAAUGAUAGACCUAACAAAAGGAUGAUCAGGGAUUUUGAGAGGAAAUGGGAGGAUGAGGAAGAUCUUGAUAUUGAUAUACCUGAAGAUGAUCAGGUCAUCGAAGCUGGCCAUGAAGAAGAGAAAGGCAAAGGCAAGAAAUUGGAUAAAGUACCUUUGCCACCUCUUCAUCCUUCUUUACGACCUGCUGGGAUCAAAGAACUGCAAAGGCGAGAACGAGACAGAUCUAGAUCUGAGUCUAGGGGACUACUAGAUCCAGGGAUUACGCCAAAUAGGAAGAACACUACUACCACCGCUGCUGCUGCUAUGACUUUGUCAUCGCCCGAACCACCUUUAUUUGAUAUGCGCACGUCAAGUCUGACGAGUGGUACUGGUAGCUCUCAGACUAGUUGGUCAAAGACUCCUGGAUCGACGAGAGAAUGGUGGGAUAAGUUGGGUAACAGACGGACAAGCGAGUUUGGUACGAUGGAAUGA
This is a messenger RNA of Kwoniella mangroviensis CBS 8507, 3027 nucleotides long. RefSeq lists its product as uncharacterized. The record is from RefSeq and is a predicted model, not a curated record. Bases 1 to 3027 code for a protein of 1008 amino acids. The transcript has 2 exons. NCBI's taxonomy places the organism in Eukaryota, Fungi, Basidiomycota, Tremellomycetes, Tremellales, Cryptococcaceae.